UGGUCCGAUGGUCCAGCGACGACGGCCGGCAGGUCCACCGGCGCCACCGAGAAGUGCUCGAGCAGCGGUAACCUGAAGUAUCUUUCCGGUGAUGCACUGACGGACAGCCCGAACUGCAUCGGACCGAACAACGCACCUUACCCGGCCAGCAUGGUGGCCCGGACCUUCUCCAACUGGGGUCCGGGCGGUGGUGGUUCAUCGCGCCGUGGCCGCAUGAGCCAGCUGCCAACGCUCGAUCCCAAGAUUACGCAGCGGGCCCUACUGCAGGCGUACGGUGAUGCCAAUGAGGCCGCCGACCUCGAGACGGCCCGGACACGAUACAGUCGCUCACUGGACAGUAGCCAGUGCCGGGAUACGCCGUCGAGGCUCUGCAAGACGCGCUACAACACGACCGCCCCGAUGUACGGCGUCAGUCUCACUUCCGGCCAGCCGGUCACGAUCGUGCAGAAGUUCCCCGAUCUGCUGCAGCAAGUCGUCUUCGAGGUGUGCGAAUCGUCCGAGUGCGAUGUUGUGCGGGGUGAGUGCACGCAAACGUACGUACCGUAUCUGUUUCUGGUGAUCCCGCUGGGGCCGGUUACCCUUACCGGGCAGGACUACGUGCUGGUCGAGAGUGGUUGCGUCUGCAAGCCAAAGUAUGCCACCGAUAAACCACGGGAAGCCGGUGGUAACUUCAUCCCCUAGGAACUCCCUCGCCCCGAGGGAACCACCUUCAAGGACCGGUUGGCAAGACGAACGCCUGGAUAGGACCAACGUUAAGUCAACGGAAUUUAUUGUGGAAUCGAGCUGAUAGCUUGCUAGCGAAGGCCUAGGGCAGGCAGAGUUGAUCCCGUGUGUUCGGGAUGUUUUAAGUUAUUCUUCGAGGUGUCGACCGUUCGGUUCCUGCUGUUGGUCGAACGGGGCGCCAAACCUAAGCUGCACAAGCCCCUGCUGCGUUGGGGCGAGCAUUUUAAGGUGUAAUGUGAGUUAUUAAUAAUAGGAUUCGUAAGAGGCAAGAGGGGAGAGUAAAUGAUAAGACACAGAGCAGAACAGAGCAGAA
Molecule: messenger RNA, 1036 nt
Organism: Anopheles darlingi
Lineage: Eukaryota; Metazoa; Arthropoda; Insecta; Diptera; Culicidae
Exons: 3
Source: RefSeq, a predicted model, not a curated record